Molecule: messenger RNA, 1841 nt
Organism: Saimiri boliviensis boliviensis (Bolivian squirrel monkey)
Lineage: Eukaryota; Metazoa; Chordata; Mammalia; Primates; Cebidae
Source: RefSeq, a predicted model, not a curated record
CUUGAAAGGGGGGUUGUGUAAUGUACCUUUUCCAAUCCCGGGCUGUAUAUGGAGAUUUGGGAUUCUUUAAACCGGCGCUACCUGGAUUUUAUUAAAAAGCGGGGAGCUCGGCGGGAGGAAAGCUGGCUUUUCCGGGGGCUGCGGGAGGGCGGAGGAGUAGGCGCGCCGAGCGCUCGGCCCGGGGAGCGGUUUUCUACCAAAAAAAGGAAAGGCGGGCAAAAAGUGUGAGGCGGCUGCGGGUGGCGGAGGAGAGCGGCGGCCGCGGGAUGGCGGGCAGCACGGGCGCCUAGCCGCGCCGGUAGCCGGGGCCGCCGCCGGAGUCGCUGUCGCCGGAGCCCGAAGCCGGGAACCCAGCCGCGCCAGACGCCGUGUGCACCGCCUUGCACAGCUCUGCCUGGCCGUCCGGAGGGGCCCCACCGCCAGCCGCCUGUGCGCCCCGGGCCGUCGGCCCGCCACCGAGCGCAAGCCCCGCUGGCCGCCGCCAUGCAUGCCGCGGAGCCCCCGCCGCCCGAGGACUCUGGGACUACGCCAAGGCCGAACUUUUAGGUCCCACUGAGCAAGGCCUGCGGGCCGAGUGAGGAUCUGGCCGCGGCACUCCCGCGGAGGAUGGAUGGCCGAGACUUCGGGCCCCAGCGGUCCGUGCACGGUCCCCCGCCGCCUCUGCUCUCCGGCCUGGCCAUGGACAGCCACCGCGUGGGCGCGGCCACUGCCGGACGCUUGCCUGCCUCGGGCUUGCCCGGCCCGCUGCCGCCCGGGAAGUACAUGGCCGGCCUGAACCUCCAUCCGCACCCGGGUAAGUGCCCCGCGCGGUGCCCGCCCUUUUCCUGUCUUCCCGGGGAGAUCCAUUCGGCAGGGUCCUUCUGCACACUCGCGGCUGGGGCUCAGCGCUUCUCCUUCGGCUGGCCACGGGGGCCCGGGCGGACUCGCCGCCCAGAGCGGGGUAACUCCGGCCCUGGAGCCAAGGCCAAUCCCGCGGCGGAGAGGGGCGCGCGGCUCGGCUGCGUUUUCCCCGGAGCGCCUGGCCUUCGUGAGUCGAAAGCCGGUGCCGUAACCGGAGCCACUGGGGGCGAUUCCAAUUCCCAGGGGCCCCGGCGGCACGAGCCUGGGCUGGAGUUUUCAAAAUCUGGGCAAGAAAAGAACAAACCGGCCCCCGCACCCCGUGAGACACCCGCUCUCAGAGCUCGAAUCUUUUUCUUGGCAAAUGCUCCUGUUGGCGCCCGUGGGCCCUGGGUUCUGUUCUCAGCUCUACCACCCGUGCCGAACCGGAUCCCCGGCAGCUCCCGGGCCCCGGGGGAUGCGGGAGGACGGUGACCCCAACCCUGGAACCCCGGUUUCGGGGUGGGCGGGAUGCCCCUUUCUUCCUUGGGAGAACGGCAGCCCUGGGAACAUGUACCCUGGUAGGAGGGCGGUGACCUCGGCCCUCGGGUACCCCUUGGUCUCCGGCGGGAAAGAGGGUGCGGAGGCGCGGCGUGGAUGCCGAAACGGGGCCACCGUGGUCCCGAACCCAGAGGGAAGGGAGAGAGUGGGUCGGGUCAGGCCCGGGCGGCGGAGGGGAAACCCUGGGUCUCACAUGGAGUCGUAGGAGGAGGUGGCCGAGAAGGCCCUGUGGCGUCCGCCAUUUCCCGAGAGGGGCUGCUUGGGCGCGGUGGGGACGUUUCCCGGGCGGGCGCCGCGCCGGGGCCCGGAGACUCUUGCUCCGGUCUGUCCGCGGCCGCUGCAGCCGGGCGGGGCGGGUAGGAGACUCAGGGACCUUCAGACCUGCCCAGCAGCCGCCCCAGUACACCCGGUCCCUCCUCCCCAGGCUGCCCCUGGCUUUUGUGCUUGGCGUCCCAAGUCUCGAC